Neltuma alba is the source of this 1353-nucleotide messenger RNA. RefSeq names its product CDP-diacylglycerol--glycerol-3-phosphate 3-phosphatidyltransferase 2. The transcript is spliced from 7 exons. The record is from RefSeq and is a predicted model, not a curated record. Gene Ontology annotation, cellular component: membrane; chloroplast envelope. Gene Ontology annotation, molecular function: CDP-diacylglycerol-glycerol-3-phosphate 3-phosphatidyltransferase activity. The coding region runs from base 77 to 1126 and encodes 349 amino acids. Lineage: Eukaryota; Viridiplantae; Streptophyta; Magnoliopsida; Fabales; Fabaceae. Gene Ontology annotation, biological process: glycerophospholipid biosynthetic process.
UCGGCAAUCCCCUGAUCCGAGAAACCGAGGAAUUCUCAGUUUCGUGAGAUUUGAUUUCUGAGCUCGAACCCAAUUCAUGUCAGCCCUUAAAUUCACGGCAACGGCUUCGUCUGUCUACGCGCGCACAGCCAUACCCUCCUCCACUGGACCCAAAACAACCUCGUUGGCCCUUUUAUGGAGCCACAGAAAUUUUGCACACCAUCAUCGUCACCUACGUGGGUGGAGGAUAACACCGUGCGCAAAUUCCCCUUCCCCGGCGCACGAUAAGGCUCCUUUCUCUAUAACUCUAGGGCUACAGCUUGCGUUUUGGGUCCGCCACCUUAGAUCCCCGUCUUUUGCCCCUGUUCGUGCUCUGAGUUCGUCUUCUUUUGAGAAAUCGGGGGUUUCUGGGGGUGGGUCCGGCUCUGCAUCCAGGUCUGGGCUUGUGGUAGAGAUGGGAUCGGACUUGAAGGAUUGUGAUGGCUCGAAUAAUGAGGUACUUUUGCAGAAAGAUCGACCUCCUCCUCCUAUGCAGGAUUCGGAGCAGCAAUCCAAAGUGCUUACAUUGCCUACUAUAUUGACUCUAGGGCGUGUAGCUGCCGUGCCGAUUCUUAUUGCCACCUUUUAUAUGGAUGGUUGGCGGGGAACAGCUACUACCACAGGUAUAUUCAUCGCUGCAGCAGUUACUGAUUGGCUUGACGGAUAUCUUGCUCGGAAGAUGAAAUUAAAAUCAACGUUUGGUGCAUUUUUAGAUCCGGUGGCUGACAAGCUCAUGGUUGCUACAACAUUGGUCUUAUUAUGUACCAGACCAUUGGAAGUUGCCAAUUUUGGACAAGCCCCAUGGCUACUGACUAUACCUUCAGUUGUCAUAAUUGGUAGGGAGAUAACCAUGUCUGCGGUCAGGGAAUGGGCUGCAUCCCAGGAUAGUAAGCUUUUAGAGGCUGUUGCUGUAAAUAGCCUGGGGAAAUGGAAAACAGCCACACAAAUGACAGCAUUAACAAUCCUCCUUGCGACCCGGGACAGCAGCCAUGGAGGGCCUGCCAUUUUAGCAGGAUCUGGUGUUGUUUUGCUUUAUAUCUCAGCAUGGCUUGCUUUGUGGUCAUUGAUAGUAUAUAUGAGGAAAAUAGGGAAGGUAUUACUGAAGUAGAAGCUUCUUCCAUAGUCUGGCUUUAUGAUAGGGCCAUGUCUUAUUACAUAAUCUCCAUAAUUAAUGUCAUCGCGGAUGGGGCUGCAUUCUUUUGGUAUGUGGCAGAGGAAUAUGUAUAUUUUCAUUAACAUAGAAUUUUCUUUCAUUUUUGGAAAAUUUUUCUCAACUCUUGGUCUUUAGUCAUGUAUGGAGGAAAAGCCUUAGCAAAAGUAAAAUUCUUUGGUGAA